CCCAGAAAGCGCUAUACUUCAGUCACAACAACAAUCCACCUGCGGGAAAAUGGCAACAUUUGUACAGUUACUGCUCGCGAUGGCACUGCUACCGAUUGUACUCCAGCUGGGCGGUCCGUACGCAACGGCGGAAAAGGUUUGGGUCGACCGGGACAAUGUAUAUUGUGGCCAUAUCGACUGCAGGCAGGUCGCCACAUUCAAGGGUGAACGGUUCUGCAGCCCGUGCGAUACGCGACACUUUUGCGAGUGCAAGGAAACGUUGGAGUCGCUGCCGUACAUGUACGUAUGCCCCGGUUCGGAACCGUGCCAGACGAGCGAUCGGCGCGGUUCGUGUCAGAAAACGAUGCGAGACGAACUGUGCAGCCUCAUCGACAAACCGUUCCUGGAACAGUGAACUUAAACUGCAAAGCUAUUAAAUUUUGAACCAAAAAAAAAAGUUACAAAAUGGUAAAACUGAUAAAAAAUUAUGAAACAAUAACAAUGCUGCGUAAAGGAUAAUUGCAUCCUUCUUAAAGCUUUUUCUUUAAACG
This is a messenger RNA of Anopheles moucheti, 530 nucleotides long. RefSeq lists its product as uncharacterized. NCBI's taxonomy places the organism in Eukaryota, Metazoa, Arthropoda, Insecta, Diptera, Culicidae. The record is from RefSeq and is a predicted model, not a curated record. The coding region runs from base 50 to 394 and encodes 114 amino acids. The transcript has a single exon.